This is a messenger RNA of Periophthalmus magnuspinnatus, 2737 nucleotides long. It is a transcript of the gene tp53inp2b, whose product is annotated as tumor protein p53-inducible nuclear protein 2. Gene Ontology annotation, cellular component: nucleus; autophagosome. Lineage: Eukaryota; Metazoa; Chordata; Actinopteri; Gobiiformes; Gobiidae. The record is from RefSeq and is a predicted model, not a curated record. The transcript is spliced from 4 exons. Gene Ontology annotation, biological process: autophagosome assembly; positive regulation of DNA-templated transcription. Bases 472 to 1416 code for a protein of 314 amino acids.
CUGUUUUGUGCGCUCUACAUUCUGAUCCGAGGAUCAGCUGGAGGCAGCAAUAAACACAAUCUGCAGCCGGAAAUUAGAGAGAAGGGAGAAAAGCUGCAGAUGUUAUGAUCUGAAAAGAGUGUAAAAUAUUUACACGAAGCCCUUCUUCUAAGAAGAAAGCCUUUUAUUUUUGUAACAUAGUGUUUUAACUAGGCUACCUCACGUUAAGGCUAUCUAAAGCUAUGCUUUAAGAGCUAUAUUUAUUGGCUAUUUUUUGUCACAUCGUUUACAACUUGAAAGAUUAUUGCAAAGGCAGGCCUUUGCAUUGAUGUGAAACCAAGUGAAACCUUACAUUUGCACUACUGAAGCCUCCCUGUUCCAAGGUCCAGGAAAGGACUUCCAGUGAAGAACAAGAGACAAAACACAAAUAAGAUUUUCAAAGGCAGCUACAGCUUUGUCCCUUUUGACAACCUUCUGAUACAUCACCUAGUCAUGUUUCAGCGCUUGAGCAACCUUCUUUUUGGGGAAGUGGAGGAAGUGGCUGCAGAGAUCAAUGGACCCAAUCCCUGUGUGACAGAGGCGGACGAGGAGGGCUGGAUGAUCGUCAACCUUCCUGUAGAGUGCAUGAUGCAGGUGGAAGAUGAGAAACCCCCACUGUCUGUGCAAUCAUUUCCAAGCAGUCACUUAAAUAAUACAGACUCAGGCUCCAGAGCUGAUUGCUCUACAACCAUCUCAAACCCAUGUUGCAAACGACGCAGAACACAUAAAGGCUGCUCAAGGAGAACAGUAGACUCCACUUCUUACUGUAGUAUUAGUCCAUCGGACAUAAGUGUGACUACACCUGGAACUCUUGACAGAGGGGCCAGAGGGUCUCUGCCCUCCUCCCCCUCAUCCGUAUCCCCUGACUCUCAGGGCGGGUGUGGAGGCAGUGGGGGUAGUAGUAGAACAGGCUCAGAGAGAGGCUGCAUGGAUGAGAGCUGGUUUGUCACCCCUCCCCCCUGUUUCACUGCAGAAGGAGCCACUGCUGAGGCCAGUCCCAUGGAGGACCUGCUCAUCGAACAUCCCAGCAUGUCUGUUUAUGUGUCUCAGAAUGGCACAGGCAUCACAUCCAGCAGCAACCUAUCAGCGGUGGGAGAGGAAAGCAUGACUAGCCUGGUGGGCAGUAUCAGCAGAGUGACAGAACCGUCAGCAGUCCCUGCCACCUGCACUACACUGCCCACCCGAGUCAACCGUGGAGCAGCUGCCCAGGCUGGUUCCCUAGCUAAGGUCACCCAAAUGGCCCGGGUUCAGCGCAGCAAAGCCCGCAUUGAGAGACGCCGCCUUGGACGCAAUCACAUGCAACGCCAAAAUCGUACCAGGGAGCAGGUUCCUCGUCUUGCAGCUCAUGUUCGGAAUAGCUUUCUUCACCAGCCCUGCAAGCGCAACUUCUGCCAUUAAACCCUACAGCCACUAGGUGGUGGUGUUUACUCUGAGGGCAUUAGCAAUUAUCUGCAAGACAUCAUUAAAGUUGUUAAACCAGUUGUUUUCAUUCGAUAUUCCAUUUAUAUGAAAACUAGAUAUUUAAAUUUUAUUUGGAAAACAAACAUCAUAGGAAGCCCUCUGAAGCCCUCUCUAAACCACUUCCUGCAACAUUCAAACAAAUGUCUGCUUCAUUAGAAAAUUACAAAAAAAAAGAGUUUAUUUUAAUCUUUUCCUUCAUUAAUAUUAAACAUUUUUCUUUACUUGUUCUAGGCAUGUAAUCACUGCGAUACAAAAUUUAGAACAAAAAUAUGAAAGCAUCUGAAUAUUCCACUUAUGUUGACUGACAUCUUUUUCUGGUGGAAAUGAGACACUGUGUUAAUUAAGUGUUUUGUGAUAAAGAAAAUACUGCUUUUUGUGACAAUGAGAGAGACUCAAGACAUAUUUUUAAUUUGCCUGUACAACAACUCUUAAGGCAAAAAGACAAAAAUCACGUUGAGAGAUUUCUUCACAUUUAGAAGGAUAUGAGCAAGUUGUACAUGGCAAAGUAAAUAGGCAAAACAGACUAAAGAGUUAAGAGCUGGAUUUACUGAUUUAAAAAUAAGUGGUUUUAAAUGAGAUGGAUCAUGGAACGCGAUAUUUAACCCCAAGCUUUUUUUAUUUUAUUUUUUUUAUAAAAUAUUAUUAAUAACUUUAUUAUUUGUAUCAUAAUUUGCCUAGUUUGCCUUGGGGUUUUUGUGUUUGACAAGUAAUUGUAAGUGCAAAGCAGUAUUUAAAGUGACCUCUUUAUUUGGUUUUGUUAAAGACCCCAUGAUCAUUUGCUGUGUAUUACACUUUCCACCCAAAAAGUUGUCAUCAGACAAAGAGAAAAUAGACAUGAAAAUCAAAGCCCUGCAUGAAUUUGUAAGUAUCUUAAGCUGAGUGCCCAGCACAUGUGACAUUGGUCAUCUCCAUCAUGUGCUGUGACUGAAUACAAGCCGUCCAUCCAAUACAAAUGUCUCAUCAAUGCCCCCUCGAUUCACUCAAAAAAGUUUGUAUUUUCUUAAACAUCAGCCUGCCAUAUCUUUACCACCCAGACUGAACAGUGUCCACUCAAAGGUCUAAUUUAUGUAUUCAAAAUAAUAGUAAAAAUAAUGGUGCUGAAGUGUAUACUAAAGUUUGUAAAAUAUGUGAGACAUGGAUGUAUGUUUGCACUGUCAUACUUUUGUGAGUUUUAACAGUGUGCUGUGUGCUCGUAUUUGUUUCUUUGUGAUUUUAUUUUUGUUUGACUCAAACUGUGUGAAAAGAAUUUCUGAGAUAU